Molecule: messenger RNA, 528 nt
Organism: Suillus plorans
Lineage: Eukaryota; Fungi; Basidiomycota; Agaricomycetes; Boletales; Suillaceae
Exons: 8
Coding region: 1-528 (175 amino acids)
Source: RefSeq, a predicted model, not a curated record
AUGUCCACCUGCCUUUCCCAAUGUGUGGGGCUUCUGGCGGGGCGAAAUGAGCGUGGACAAUGCUGUGGUCUGCACGACAGGGUGUUUGUCUUACUAUUGAACGUGAAAAGCUGUGUUGUUGGAUGGCCUCUACUGCUUGUUCAUUGUUGGGUCUGGAUGACAAAGGCUACUCCUGCAGAGUUGCCAGAGUGCGAGGGGUCUUGGGAGUUGAGGACUAAUAGGCCAUUUCAAGAUUGUACUGGUGCCUUGCCUUUCACAUUUAGUGUGGCCAGUGUUAUAUUUGCAUGGGUGUAUUUCUGUGCAUUGGUGUACUACACCACUGAUCUCUCCUGGUGUCUUAUUGGGAGGCUCCUUGGCAAUGGAAGGCUGCUCCCCUCUGCUCCUGGGGAGGCUGGAACUAAGGCUAAAAUCAGAACCAGGGAAAAGAGGAGGGUUUAUAAGUCAGGGAUAGCAUUGCCCAGCUACCUGAGAGACUAUGUCAUCAUUUUAGAGGAGCAUCAAUGCCCUAACAUUAAUGUCGACUACUAA